GUCAGGGGCACGACUUCUUCAAUUGAAGUCCUUUUGGCCCCCGACUUCACUUUGGUCAAAAUUUGCCCAUUUUGGUAAUAAAGAGGGUAUAUGGCUAGUUUGGUGCAAAAACCGUCCAAUGAUUAUAGGCCUAGGGAGCUUUUCCUGAGCCUUCUGAAGUGUUUGCUGUCUGCGUCUGAAUAUAAUGAUUUUUUCAAGAAAACAACGGUUGGAGGUGAAGAAUUGAGUGAGGAAGAACUGAAGAAGAGGGUAGCAGAAGUGUUGAAGGGAAAGAAGUACCUGGUAGUGCUUGACGACAUAUGGGAAACCCAACAAUGGGACAAGGUCAAAGGUGCUUUCCCAGAUCACCAAACAGGUAGCAGAAUACUAAUAACAAGUCGUGACAAGGAGGUGGCACACUAUACAGGAACAACUUCCCCCUACUACCUUCCCCUCCUCGAUAAACACGAGAGUUGGGAACUCUUCUCGAAGAAAGUGUUUCGAGGUGAGGAGUGCCCUUCUAAUCUAGAGCCUCUGGGUAGAUCCAUUGUUGAGAAUUGUGGGGGUUUACCACUUGCCAUAGUUGUUUUGGCAGGACUUGUUGCCAGGAAGGAG
Molecule: messenger RNA, 594 nt
Organism: Vigna umbellata (rice bean)
Lineage: Eukaryota; Viridiplantae; Streptophyta; Magnoliopsida; Fabales; Fabaceae
Source: RefSeq, a predicted model, not a curated record